Aphanomyces invadans is the source of this 96-nucleotide messenger RNA. RefSeq lists its product as hypothetical. Lineage: Eukaryota; Oomycota; Saprolegniomycetes; Saprolegniales; Verrucalvaceae. The coding region runs from base 1 to 96 and encodes 31 amino acids. The transcript has 2 exons. The record is from RefSeq and is a predicted model, not a curated record.
AUGUCUUCCAUUUCCCUCAACUUCUCCAAGACCUACAACGCCGCAUUUCCACUCGUCGGCAAGACCUACGAGUUGAAGAUUCACCGCAAGAAAUAG